AUGGUCACCCUGAAGGAGGCACAGGAGAAGACCACCACCUACAUCAUUGGCUUAGAGUCCCGACUCAACAAUGCCAUCAUCAAUGUGCCCUCCACAGGUAUCCAACAACCGGCUGGCCAAUCCAGUCAAUCGCCUCGCCGAAUUAAGCUCCUCGAUCCUCCCAAGUAUUUGGGAAGGAAGUCGUCGGAAAACUUUGAAACUUGGUUCAUGAACCUGCUCAUCUGGCUCGAUUAUAACCAUUUCACAGAUGACAAGGACAAAAUUCGGCAAGCCAACGCUCAUCUGGAAGGCGGAGCUGCUCUAUACAUGAAAGAGUACGCAAUCAAGCUCGCCUCCGGACAAGACGUUGGUACAUGGGCAGAAUACACCAGGAAACUGAAAAUGGCAUACAAGAUGCUUGACCCCAAGUGCACGGCACAAUCUUUGCUAGAUGCACACUGUGCAAAUCACCACAAGACAAUGAUCGCCUUCGCAGAAAAUUUCAGGGCUUACGCCCCCGAAUCAGGAUACUCUGACGAAGACGUAAUCAUCAAAAUC
Molecule: messenger RNA, 537 nt
Organism: Laetiporus sulphureus 93-53
Lineage: Eukaryota; Fungi; Basidiomycota; Agaricomycetes; Polyporales; Laetiporaceae
Exons: 1
Source: RefSeq, a predicted model, not a curated record